AUUGCCCUUGCAUGUCCUUUGAAAAACAUAAAUUUCAUGCUGGAACCCAAGCUGCCAUUUUAAUUCUUUGGCUAGCCACAAGUUUCGUGUGGUCUUCAUUGAGCGGCCCUAGCCGCUGUACUUCUGUCGGUUGUGUGGCCGCAUCUUCGGGGGUUCACCACUUGACACCAUGGCGCCCAAUCAAUAUCGUCCGUGGUCUAUCCGGGGAUUUUCCUUCAAUAAACCACCGUUCUCGAAGCCCGCAGUAUUCUUGGCCAUAUUGACACAAACUUCCUUCAUGCCGUCACGUCUGCCUCGUGGCACAGUCCGUCAACUUCGGAUCGAGACGAACUUACGGGUUAUUUUCGAGGCUGUCUACCACUUCUCCAGAUUCCUGGGAGCGGUGAACUUUUGGGCACGAAUUCGAGAUGUGUUGGGUUUCGACGUGAAAACGAAGGAUUACCACCUGGAAGACAUUGUUAAUGCCUAUUGUGCAGGCCGAAUCGAUUACGUCUUUCAAGAAGACCCGCCAGGGUCUGUUACUCGCAUGGAAGCGCUGGCCGAUGAAAUCAAUGAGGUCCGACGAGAAGCACGUGAUUCGCCAUGGGCCGGAUAUUCUGUGUCUCAUCUAGACUGGCAGAAAUUUUACCCAGCUUGGUUGGACAAGCUAUAUCAGGUCAAGAGAGAUCUAGGGGUUACUGAUGAACAAAUGGAAAAUGGAACUUGCGAUCCACAGUUGCGUAUGUACUGCUCGUUGGCUGCUCGCACCACACCAAUGAGUCCCAGAAUGAGGAAACAAGACGAGGCUCUAGCAAAGCAAACAGCAGGAUAUUCCAGCAAACAUGACGAGCACAGCACCCGCCUGGAUCUGCAGCCAAAGCGUGAGACUUCGAAUGACGAAAGACGUAAGAUGUCGAACCAGGUCCGGUCACCUCGACAGGUCUUCCAGAGUCAUGUGGCCACAAAUUCGAGUGAAGUGAGGGAUGCUUGUGUGGAACAGCGGCCUCGGAAGCGGCGACACAGCGAGUGCAGCCAGCAAACUAGUCCGGAACCGAAAAGAACCGCUAUUGGGUCACUCAUAGUAGAGCCACAAGUGUCUGACGAUAACAUAGUAGCCGCAUUAUCUGCCAUAAAUAAAACGAAACCCCAGCAAGACCAAAGCACAGACUUGGCCGCAAAUGCUGACGACCAACCAUCUUUACUCUCGACGACCGCCGAACAUGCAAAAGAGAAAGAAGAAGUGGCUAUGGAACUUGACUCGCCGGAAGUGCCAACACAGCCAGACUGUAGUCUUCCACCAAGAUCACCGGUGCAGCCGACAGCAUCAGUUUCUGGUCCCCGAAAAAGCCCGUCGCUUACGUCCGGCACAGAACCCGGUAUGAGGGUAGGGCUUGAUUUCCCACGAGACACGGAUAAAAUGUCCAACCAGUCUCAUAAUAUCGUAGAACUCGUGAAUAUCGAGUCCAGAAGCCCCAAUCCAACUCAAGACGCCAUGCCCUUACCUAUGAAGGUGCCAGGUCCGGAACCAGAGCCUUCAGAUGCGGUACACGAACUCUUGAUGAGCCUGGAAUUACGACAAAAAAGGCUAGAAGAUAUGGAAGCAUCAAUGCGUGUCUGGCAGGAACAGUUUGCCAAACAACCUUCUAUGCAAUCACAAGAGCGAAUCGAGAAACUCGAGGCGCAGGUGCAACAUCUUAGUGCUCAGCUCAACCAAUCUGAGCAAAAAAGGGUAUCUAGUAUGGAGUUGUUGGGAAAGACCUUGGAGAAUGAACAGAAACAGAGGUCCAUCAACAGACAAAGAGUGGAUAAGCUGGAGAACACCAUAAAAACUGUCGGACAACCAAAGGAUCAAACCUCACAGGACGUUAAAAUAGAAGCGCUAAGAGCCUUGGUAGUUGAGUUGCAAGAAGACAGAGGGCUGUACAAAGAGAGAAUUGAGAGGCUCGAAAGUUCAACCCAGACCACUCAAGGAACCCAAACUCAGGCGACAGUCGCUCGAGUACACGCAUUGGAGACUCGUUUUGAGGAACUCAAAAAGUCACAGGUAUCUGGACAAGACCAAAUGACAGACAUGACGGCUGAGAUUCUAAAUCUAACAAAUCUAAUUGACGCUCGGCCCGAAAAGAAACACCUUACGAAGCUGGCUGCUUGCGUGAAGGGCGUUGAAAGUCGGCUGAAGGAGCUAGACCGCCGGGGAGACCAACAGCAAAGCUCCACAAAUGAUCUUGUCGGGGACUUUGAAAAGCACCUUACUGAACUCAGGGAAGAAGUCACACAACAAACGUUUGGGCUGGAAGGACAACUCAAGCGUAUCGAGAGCCGGGUAAAUCAGGUCGAUGGGCAGCAAAGCGUCUUCAAUAACCUCGCCCAUGAAUUGGAAAAGCGCCACACAGAACUCAGAGACAAAGUUGCUCAGCGAAUAUCUGGAUCCAGUGGUCAUGCCAAGGACUCCGACAAGCACCAACAUGUGCUUGGGGACGAAAUGACUCAGUGGACCUCUGGGUCACAUGAUCUAAUUGAAGACUUGAAGAAGCGUCACAGUGAUCUCAAGGACGAUGUUGCUCAAAGGACAUCCGAGUUUGAAACAGCUGUGAAUGAGCUACAGACUCACGUUGCCUCGCUCGCACCAAGAAAGGGGCUUCUCCGAAAGUUCCACGAAGAAUUAGAAGACUUGAGAGCACAACACGCACAGCACUCACAGUCCUUGAAAGAGCUUACGUCCAGCAAUGAUAGCAUAAAAAAACAGGUCGAGCGCAUACCUCAACUUGAGGAGGACGUGAAGACCUUCAAGAAACAACGCAACCUAAAAACUCCGGGUAAGCGGAUCGAGUCUCUUGAGCAAACGACCACAAAACUGUGGGAUCUCCUGCACCAAAACUCCUUGACAAUAGAGGUCAAAAGCCUGGCAACAGCCAUCGGGGCUUUAGAGACCCGCCUGCUUGGACGUGCCUCCGAGGAACGUGUCACAGAGCUUGCAACGGUUGUCCAAGACGUCAAAGCGCAAAUGCUCCAAGGUUCAAAUGCUGUGCUUGAUAAAGUUGCCACAGACCUAUGCGACGUCAGGGAGUAUAUGGAUCACAGUUUGGAAAUGACCAAAUUCAUCACUCAGAAGAAUGUGCAGAGACUGAAGGAGCAGGUCGAAGAAAUUCAAAAGGGACUCCGUCACACGCAACUAGUUGAGCAACCCCUCAAUCCUGUCACGUCAAUUGACACAGCUCUCAAUCUGCGCAAUGACGACCGGUUCGCAGAUCUUCAGCGGCAGUUUAACGAAGUUCGAGAGCAGCUGCGGCUUGUAAAUGGGCUACAGAUUCCCGUGCGACUGCUGAGCCCGUCCAUUUCGGACCUGGAGUCAUUGGCAGGCCAGCCGGGCCAGCCCGCAGAGGUGAAGGACUUCAUGGCCAACGUUAUGACACAAAUUAAGGGGCUGAAGGGUCUCAUGAGGAACAAGCUACUGGAGUUGGAUAAUGUGGAAGAAGCUGACGAGGAUAAAAAGGGAGCCAUUGCCGAGGUGGCUUUCGAGCUGGACUCUGUCUUGCGUUUUACCCGUGACAAGAUCCUGAAGUUAUCUUGAUGCAAUGCACGCGUAACACGCACUGAACUGCGUGAAAUAAUGGUUUAACGGGAAGGGAUUCGCUGUCACGCAUGGUAUCAACCCGACAAAACCCACUAAUUGGCACCCCUUGCACCAUUAAUUACCAUUGCUGAUUUGGUUGGCACUGACGCAUGUGUUUGCUCUAAAUCUCAAUAUGGCUUUAAUCAUGCCAUAGUUCGGAAUUCAAACGGGUCAAAGCGUGGGGUGUUUGGGGGAGGAUACCACGGGUGUGUAAGACUAAAUGAUUGAAGGAAUAGGGG
Messenger RNA from Truncatella angustata, 3831 nucleotides. RefSeq lists its product as uncharacterized. The transcript has a single exon. Lineage: Eukaryota; Fungi; Ascomycota; Sordariomycetes; Amphisphaeriales; Sporocadaceae. The record is from RefSeq and is a predicted model, not a curated record. The coding region runs from base 170 to 3550 and encodes 1126 amino acids.